Molecule: messenger RNA, 1575 nt
Organism: Prunus armeniaca (apricot)
Lineage: Eukaryota; Viridiplantae; Streptophyta; Magnoliopsida; Rosales; Rosaceae
Source: the annotation of a GenBank genome assembly
AUGGAGUUUAGGGAGGAAGGAGAAGUAGAGCCAGUGAGCCCCACUGGCCAAUACUUGAACAGUUCUAUCUUAUCUGUUGCAAUUCUUGCUGUUUUGGAAUUUGAGCUUCCAAUCGAUGAUUCCCAAGCUCUCUCUUUGCUUCAAGAUGUCUUCCUCCCCAUCAACCCUCGCUUCUCUUCUAUCAUGGUAAGUGACAAUGUAGAUCAAAAGAAACAAUGGAAGAGGGUUGAAGUGAAGCUUGAAGACCAUGUUCAUGUCCCCAUUUUCCCUUCUAAAAUGUCACCAGAAUCCUAUGAUGAGUAUUUUGAUGACUACAUAUCAAAUAUAGCAGCAGAAAAACUCCCACAAAACAGGCCAUUAUGGGAAAUUCACAUUCUCAAGUACCCAACAAGCCAUGCAGCUAGUACCCUGAUUUUCAAGCUUCACCAUGCUCUAGGUGAUGGCUACUCUCUAAUGGGUGCUCUUCUUUCUUGUCUGCAAACUGCUCAAAACCCUUCUGUUCCUCUAACAUUUCCUUCCCUGAAGAGCUCAGGACCAAAAACUACUCGCAAGACUAAAACUGUGUCUCAGUUUUUCUCUUCAGUUUUCCAAACUGUAUCGGAUUUCAGUUGGAGCAUUUUGAAGAGCAAUUUCGUAGAAGAUGAUCGUACUCCGAUUAGGUCUGGGGAAGAUGGAGUUGAGUUUCGGCCAAUAACACUAUCAACCUUGACGUUCUCCAUUGAUGAAAUCAAACUGAUCAAGAACAAACUUGGAGUGACGAUAAAUGAUGUGAUUGCUGGAAUAAUCUUCUUGGGCACCAGAAUAUACAUGCAAGAGGUUACCCAAAAAUCAAGCAAUGAACGUUGUACGGCAUUGGUGCUGCUCAGAACCAGAAACAUCAACGGUUAUACGUCAAUUAAAGAGAUGACCCAACCAAAUAAUGCUAAGAUGUCAUGGGGAAACCAAUUUGCCUUCUUACACUUGCCAGUGCCCAAGUCAACUGAAACUUCAAACCCACUCGACUUUGUUUGGGAAGCACAAAAAAUGAUCAAGAAAAAGAGAAGUUCUGCGGCUAGCUACCUCACUGGCUGGCUGUUGGACGUUUUGAAGAAAUUUAGAGGUCCUGAGGGAGUAGCUAGAUACAUUCAUGGCACGCUCAAGAACUCGAGCAUGACAAUCUCGAAUAUGAUUGGGCCAGUUGAAAAAAUGGCUUUGGACAAUCAGCCCGUUGGUGGCUUAUACUUUAUGGCAGUUGGUGCACCUCAGUUAUAUAUUGGUUUUUUCUUCCGUAAUGGGGCGGAUCGGGGAACCCAUUCCCCAGUGAAGGUGGGGAUGGAGAAUCCCCGAUAUGAAUAUUGCGGAUAUGAAGACGGGAAUGGGGGAAAAAAGCUUAACAGGGAUGGGGAUGGGAAUGGCAUACCCACCCCCGAUUCGACUCAUUGUCAAUCCCUAUUUAUUUAUAUGGGAAAGCUGAGGGUUGCCUUCGGAGCUGAAAAAGGCUUCAUAGAUUCCCAGAAAUUGAAGGCGUCCAUGCAAAAUGCCUUUGGAGUAAUACUCGAAGCCUCCAACCCAAUUCCUCCUGCAAAGGCAUCGUAG